Messenger RNA from Manis pentadactyla (Chinese pangolin), 1604 nucleotides. It is a transcript of the gene CLDN5, whose product is annotated as claudin 5. The record is from RefSeq and is a predicted model, not a curated record. Gene Ontology annotation, molecular function: structural molecule activity. Lineage: Eukaryota; Metazoa; Chordata; Mammalia; Pholidota; Manidae. Gene Ontology annotation, cellular component: plasma membrane; bicellular tight junction. Gene Ontology annotation, biological process: bicellular tight junction assembly; cell adhesion.
UGAUUGGCUACGGGCCGAUGGUCGGCGCGUGGAUUGGCGGCUCGGGGCCUGGGGGCCGAGCCCGAGGGGCAGAGUCCGCCCCCGAACCUACAAAUGGGAAGCCCCCCGUAGGCGUCCGCAGACUUAAGGCUGUGCUGCAGACCUCCGGGCCAGCGGGCCUGCGGACCGAGGGCGGUGAGGAGCGCGCGGGCGCAGAGGCACCAAGGCCUGUGCAGGGCGCUGAGCAGCUCGGCCGAGGCACUGCCGCGCCAGCCCGGAGGCCCCGGGGCCGUCGGGCGCGCGUCUCGAUUCCAGCUAUGGGGUCGGCGGCACUCGAGAUCCUCGGCUUGGUCCUGUGCCUGGUGGGCUGGGUGGGUCUGAUCCUGGCGUGCGGGCUGCCCAUGUGGCAGGUUACCGCCUUCCUGGACCACAACAUCGUGACGGCGCAGACCACUUGGAAGGGGCUGUGGAUGUCGUGCGUGGUGCAGAGCACGGGGCACAUGCAGUGCAAGGUGUACGACUCGGUGCUGGCGCUGAGCACCGAGGUGCAGGCGGCGCGGGCGCUCACCGUGGGCGCAGUGCUGCUGGCGCUUGUCGCGCUCUUCGUGACCCUGGCGGGCGCGCAGUGCACCACCUGCGUGGCCCCCGGCCCGGGCAAGGCGCGCGUGGCCCUCACCGGGGGCGCGCUCUACGCGCUCUGCGGGCUGCUGGCGCUCGUGCCGCUCUGCUGGUUCGCCAACAUCGUGGUCCGCGAUUUCUACGACCCCACCGUGCCCAUGUCGCAGAAGUACGAGCUGGGCGCGGCGCUGUACAUCGGCUGGGCGGCCUCGGCGCUGCUCAUGUGCGGCGGCGGCCUCGUGUGCUGUGGCGCCUGGGUGUGCGUCGGCCGCCCGGACUUCAGCUUCCCGGUCAAGUACUCAGCGCCGCGGCGGUCCACGGCUGGGGGCGACUACGACAAGAAGAACUACGUCUGAGGACGCGGGGCACGGCGGGGUCCCUUGCAGCAGCCAUGCCAGUGAGCCGGAGGACGGGCCAGGGGAGCCCCGCAUGGAAGGCCGCCUCCGCUGGGGUACGCGGCGCACAGGCUACGCGGAACGCCGGGUUCUGCACCCGGACGCGACCCAGCGACCGGCCCCUGCCCGCGCCUGCAGCCGGUUCUCUCCAACCACGCACAGGCGGGCCCUGAGCCGCGCCCCGCUCUCAGCUGGCGAUGUGCACUUGGACCUGCGGGGUUGUCUUCGCCCCGCACUGGCUCCGACGCGGGUGGGGCGCAGGUUCUUCGGCUGUGUGGACACUGGACUGGAGGUGCCGCUCCCCUCCCAGACCCUCAGGUCUUGGAUGCCGCCGUACUCCUAGCGGCUCCUGCUGACCCCAGCGCGGCAGACGCAGAGCCUCAGCUCCCAGCCUGGGCUGCUGGAGGGGGUGUGUACAGCUGGUCUUUACCCCAUCAGUGGGGCCCGAGCCCAGUGGUACCGAGAGACUUGGUCUGGACCUCCCUGCCUCACCCCAGCAGCUCCCCAGGCGAGGCUUAUGGGCACCAGAUCUAGUGUGGGGCUAGGGCCCGCCCUCCUUCACCGCUUGGGGGGAGGGUAAAAUUUUGCUUAGUAAAUGGUUUGAAUACCCUC